Molecule: messenger RNA, 390 nt
Organism: Eruca vesicaria subsp. sativa (arugula)
Lineage: Eukaryota; Viridiplantae; Streptophyta; Magnoliopsida; Brassicales; Brassicaceae
Source: the annotation of a GenBank genome assembly
AUGGCUUUUAGAAGUUCCCUUGCCAUCUUCCUUGCCUUGAACAUCCUCUUCUUCAGCCUAACGGAAGCGGGCCGCACCCGUUGUCCACCAGCGUCUUAUGUACCAAAGCCUACCCCAUCCGCUCCAGCCAUCCAGACAUGCCCAAAAGAUACCCUAAAGCUCGGUGUUUGUGUUAAAGCGCUCAACUUAUUGAAUGUGACAUUAGGUGCUCCUCCGGUUAAGCCAUGUUGCAGCCUCAUUGACGGUUUGGUCGAUGUCGAAGCUGCGGUUUGUCUAUGCACCGCACUUAAAGCUAGCAUUCUAGGCAUCAACAUUAAUCUUCCAAUCAACCUUAGCUUGCUCCUCAACGUUUGUGACAGAAAGGCUCCACGCGGCUUCCAAUGCCCUUAA